AUGGAAGAGUGGUGCGUAGAUGUUAGAUUGGAGGAAUGCGUGCGGGUAUGCGCUGGUGGAGGAUUUUGUGAAUGCGUGGAUGCGGAAAUGUGGUGUGUGGGUGGGAGAAUACGCGAAUGUAAAGAUGUAAAUGGUGAUACGACAAGGAUAUCUGGAGAUGAUGAGGAGAUGCGAUGUCUAAAUGAGACUUGUAAAUGGGUUGGUAUGUGGUGGGUAUGCGUGUGUAUGAGGAUGCUUGAGGGAAGGGAUGUGGAUAUAUGUGAAUGUAUGAAUGCAGAAAUGUAUGUGACGAUGUGCGAAUGUGGGUUUGUGUUAGUGCAGGGAUGUAUGUGGUGUGUAAAUGAGAACGUGUCAGUGCGGGGUCUGUGGAAACGUGGAUCUAUGGUAGCGAGGAUAUGGAGAUCGGAAAUGCGUGCGUGGAUGUCAGAGCCCGUGGAUGCAGGGAUAAAUUAG
Molecule: messenger RNA, 453 nt
Organism: Thelazia callipaeda (thelaziosis nematode)
Lineage: Eukaryota; Metazoa; Nematoda; Chromadorea; Rhabditida; Thelaziidae
Source: the annotation of a GenBank genome assembly